Molecule: messenger RNA, 2300 nt
Organism: Nematostella vectensis (starlet sea anemone)
Lineage: Eukaryota; Metazoa; Cnidaria; Anthozoa; Actiniaria; Edwardsiidae
Product: putative ammonium transporter 1
Exons: 11
Coding region: 220-1689 (489 amino acids)
Biological process (GO): ammonium transmembrane transport; ammonium homeostasis
Cellular component (GO): membrane
Molecular function (GO): ammonium channel activity
Source: RefSeq, a predicted model, not a curated record
UAAACACGAAAACAUCACACUACAUAAUAGAUGAAAAGGAGCUUACGGAUAGGCUCAUUCACUCACAACCAUCUUCGCCCCAAACACGAUUUUUCUUACAAAAAUGCAAUGUUUCACCUAACUAUUAUGCAAAACAGGCAGAUGUAGUUGAUUCUCAAAAAAAACUUCACAGAGGAUAAUGAAUUGAUCACUUCUAAGCUCGAAAAAUCAUUCUACACUAUGGAGGAAGGACUCUCACUCAGCUCUUUAAGAGAUCACCUGCAUUCGUAUAUAAAAAAUGAAGAUCAAGUCUUUCUAAUCGUCAUGGGAAUCCCAGUAUUCUUCAUGCAGUGUGGAUUCGCUUUUCUGGAGGCUGGAUCUGUGCGUUCUAAAAACACCACAAAUGUUUUAAUCAAGAACGCCCUAGAUGUCUUUAUUGGCGCCGUGGCGUACUGGCUGUUUGGUUACGCGUUCGCCUUUGGUUCUGAGAGUAACUCGUUCAUUGGCUAUUCAAAUUUUGCUUUGGCCUAUGUACCAACGGACAAGUUCUCUCGUUGGUUCUUCCGAUUCGUUUGUGCUGCGACCGCGGCUACUAUUGUCAGCGGUGCCAUGGCCGAGAGAACUGAGUUCAAGACGUAUCUGAUCUACUCGCUCUUUUUGACAGGUUUUAUCUACCCGGUUGUAUCGCACUGGGGAUGGCAUGAAAGAGGUUGGCUUAAAAAAGGCAUAAGUUACACAGACGGCAACACGACGAUAGACGUUACCUAUCAGGACUUUGCGGGCAGCGGUAUUGUUCAUGUUGUUGGAGGGACAUGCGCACUAGUCGGUGCCGCCAUACUCGGACCCAGGAUUGGCCGUUUUGUAAAAGGAAAACCUGUUACAAUUCCUGGUCACACAGUGCCGAUGACUGCCUUGGGAGGGUUCAUCCUGUUCAUGGGGUUUCUCGCCUUUAAUGGCGGAUCUCAAGGCUCGAUAUCUAACCCUGGUGAUGCAGAGAUUGCUGCUGUUGCCGUCGUGAACACGUUUAUUUCCGGAUCGGCCGGCGCCUUGACGGCACUAUUUAUCAAGAGGAUCAUUCCUGGCGCAGGGAAAAACUGGAGUCUGUUGACUACCAUCAAUGGAGCACUCACCGGAAUGGUCGCCAUCUGUGCUGGAUGCGAUGCCGUGUACCCCUACGGCGCUUUUGUUAUCGGCAUUUUCGCUGGCGUGACGUACAUCUUGUGGAGCGCCAUCAUUUUGAAGAUGAAAAUUGAUGACCCUCUAGAUUCAUGCCCAGUGCAUAUGGGCGGAGGUGCGUGGGGGCUGAUAGCUGCACCCUUGUUCAAUAACAAGACCGGAGUUCUAUACCAAUGGAAUAAAUUAUCCUUUUAUAUCUGGGGCUGGAACAUUCUUGGACUGGUAGUCAUUAUGGCCUGGUCCGCAGGUUGUGCCAUCAUUAUGUUUGGAUCGUGUCGACUGGUCGGGCAACUACGGGUUCCUGAAGACAUUGAAAUCAAGGGCCUCGAUGUCCCUAAGCACGGCGAGCCAGCCUACCCCGUGGUGAGUUACGGCGAUGGAUGGAACGGUGAAGAGGAUCAAAGACUGGGCCCAGGCGGCUUUUUGCUAGGACAGAGCAAGGGCGGCAACCAAUCAACAUCCAAAGUUGGCAUCGUUGAAGUAGUUUCUAUCGGGAAAUCCGACAAGAGUGAAAAUAUAACCGAGGUCAUCUAACAGCAUUUUAAAGAAAUGAAAAUGACAGGAUUUAAGCUUCCUAGCAUUCAAUGUAUGUUAGCCUCUUUUUUCAUAUUAUACCACUGUUUUUCUGUUACUCCCCUAGGAACCUCACAAAGGACAUAUUUGGGACUGCCUUGUAAUGUGUAGUUCCAGAAAAUAUCCAUACCCCGCCCCCCUAUUGAGGGGGUCGAAGGUAUGACCCCCCACCCCUCUCGAAUUUCCAACCCCCUAGAAAACAAUUUUUACAAUAACUGUUAAAAAGGGCAUUUACCCCCCUCCCCUCCCUUCUGGAAAUCCCUGGGCGCCCUGGGCAUUUACUCCACCCAAACCCCCGGAAUUUCCAAUCCCCUCAAUGGGGGGGGGGGGGAUGGAUAUUUUCUGGGACUACACAAUUAUAAAAAAUAUACACGUUUCAGCCGUGUAGAUCUGACGUUUUUUAUUAGUGCUAUUCAAACCAAGUUCGAUUUGGGAACAUGUCACAUCAUUUAUAUAUCACCCAUUAGUUUAAUGUCCGGAUAUUUGUCCCUAAAAGGAUCUGACUUAUGAUAAGUGGCACGAGUCCUGUUUCUAAGCGUCGAAUAGCUUUGUAAUAAAUCUUUGGUGUGUUA